AUGUUCGAUCCGACCUUGCUUUCUCUUCCUUGGGCUAGGAGUGAUGUCGAAGCUGGACGAGGAGAUAUUCGGUUUUCGUCUAUGAUCUUCAAGAAGAUCGAGGGGGCUUCUGGUUUCCAGGAACAGAACGACACAAAACCGACCUUUGUGAAAUUCAUCGGUCAACGUACCGAGCUUGAUAUAGUUGAAAGCCUGUAUUCUGUGGAAUUGAAUCAGGAAUCCCAGACAGCGAGCUAUCCGUACACUCACUCGAUACGAAAGCGCAAUAAGGCGCUCAGUUCACCUUGGGUCGACGACGAUUUUCUUGUGGACGAUAUGGACGUCCCUGAGUUUCAGUUUAGUACCCGCUUUCAGCAGGCAAAUCGUGUCUCAAACUCGUCUGAUCAACCUUUUCAGCCAGCACAACGUAUUGAAGAAUGGAGAAGUGAACACUCUUGGCUGAUAUCUAACGAAGAUGAGUUAGAUUUAGAUCAAGACGGGAAGACAAUACAGCCUCAAGGGUUCGAUGAUUGGAUUAGUUCAGCUGUCGACCGACUCCAAGACCAGAUGCAUAGUUAUGCAGCAUCUUCAGCAACCCUACUUGAAAUCCUUGGUCCACCUCCAGCUUUAGAUGCGAUUGACAGCAACACACGGAGUUUUGAACACUUCCUAUCCACCAUGGCAAGCGUGCUACCAGCUACUCCGCGGCAGUAUCGGUUAUCGAGACUGCCAUUGCCGUUCUCUGCGACAUCGAAUCUGGCCGUUUACACACCAGUUGAGCAGAGUGAUCUAUCCCUUGCAACAGUUUAUGACUCACUUGUCUAUGACUGGCUUUCGCCGCUAUCCGAACAGGUUCCGAAUAGAGUCAGGAUAAUGAGAGAGAAAAUGAUCCGAUCUGUGGUCACGGAGAUAAUAUUUUCAAGGAUAUCUCUUGUCCGUGUCGGGACUGAGGAACUAGAUACUACGAAUGAGGAUGAAGCCGGUGCAUUGGUUAACGAGUCGCAGCUUCAAAGUUUUGGGUCAUCACAAAAUAUCAUCUCAAGUCAGACUCAGAAAUCUAGUCAAGGAUUGGACCCAUUGCAUGAGUUUCCGGAACCGCCGUACCGCUUUUUGAAGCGCUAUACAACCCUGAACCAUCAACGUGCGCCCACAAAACGAACCAUCACCACAAUAUCCCAUUGGAAAGUCAACACCGAUCCAUCAUAUUACGAUUGGCAGAAAGCGGCUGAUGCGAUAAAAGACGAGCAGUCUCUAUCCGAAGAACACCCAGCCGCACAGAGACGUCGCAAACGUGAAGAGCGCAAACGACGUCACCUGGAAAAGGCUGAACAGCAGGCUUCCAUGCAGCCUUCGACACCCAGGCUCAUGGACGGCGGGAGGCUGUGGGGGAGCCAGCCUGUCACCACACCGGCUGUUUCUUCUUCCGGGGACCCCAGGUUAUGGAGUAGCCAGGUCAAAGAAGAAAGUGUUCUCCCAAUGUCUCAGAUGGAGAAGGGCGUGUUUGGGAGUCGGCAAGCUGGUCGAAAGAGUCUGGGCAAGGAAAAGAAGAAAAGGCGAGCUGCUGGAUUCUAA
Molecule: messenger RNA, 1551 nt
Organism: Uncinocarpus reesii 1704
Lineage: Eukaryota; Fungi; Ascomycota; Eurotiomycetes; Onygenales; Onygenaceae
Exons: 2
Coding region: 1-1551 (516 amino acids)
Biological process (GO): nucleolar large rRNA transcription by RNA polymerase I
Cellular component (GO): RNA polymerase I core factor complex
Molecular function (GO): RNA polymerase I general transcription initiation factor binding; RNA polymerase I transcription regulatory region sequence-specific DNA binding
Source: RefSeq, a predicted model, not a curated record